Ceratina calcarata is the source of this 1662-nucleotide messenger RNA. RefSeq lists its product as uncharacterized. The record is from RefSeq and is a predicted model, not a curated record. Gene Ontology annotation, molecular function: nucleic acid binding; zinc ion binding. The coding region runs from base 1 to 1662 and encodes 553 amino acids. The transcript has a single exon. NCBI's taxonomy places the organism in Eukaryota, Metazoa, Arthropoda, Insecta, Hymenoptera, Apidae.
AUGAGAAAAAGCACGUCGAAAACACCACCUGGCGAAAAAAGGGUCAGCAAAAAGAAGAGAGACGCGCAGGAAUCGGAGACGGAAUAUGGAUCAAACAGUGAUGAAGACGAGAUAGGAUCGGACGUCGAAAAUACGCCAACGACGUCUGUCGUUGGAAUGCUCUUUGAGAGUGCAAAAAAGAUCGAAACGGUUAGAACAAAAUCUGGUAAUUUGAAAGGAACUUUCCAAAGUAUUCUUAAAACAGUGGAGAUAACGAUUAAAAAGGUAGGAUCUGAGCUUGCCUAUAGAACUAAUGAAAAAGAACCACAGAUAGAGAAAUUAAAGAAAGAAAAUAUGGAAAUGAAAACAUAUAUUAGAGAACUUGAACAUAGAAUAAAUACCCUAGAGAAAAGGACACCAAAGGAAAGAGAAAGUUACAAGUCGCCUAAUAGCGAUUCAAAACUCAUUCACAAAUCAAUCGAAGAAAGCAUGGAUAGGAAACUCGAAUCUUUCAAAAAAGAAAUAAUCGAAAUCCUAGCCAAAAGCUCACGACCUGAGAAAGACAUAAAAACGUACAAAACUUCUCCUGAGUUGAUAGUAAGUGAACAUGAAGAUAAUUUAAAUAUUCCUGCAAAAACUAAGGAAGUACAAUCAUGGGCGAAAGUGGUGAGUAAAAAAGGAAAGACGGCCGAAAGAAAACUCACUAGUCGACCCGAAAAAGGACACGAAACAACCAAGACAUCAAUGCGAACAAAUUCUGAAAAAAAGAAGAUUCCUCCGACGCUGAAAAACCCAAGAGGGACAGCAGCGGUAUACAUUGUACGAGAGGAGGGGUGCGUAAUUGAUAUGGCCCAAAUAAUGGCUACUGCGAAGGAGAAUAUUAACCUGCAAGAUAUUGGAAUUGAAAAUGUGAGGCCGAGAUCCUCUAUUAAUGGCGGGUUGAUUCUGGAGAUACCUAAGAAGGGCAUGGAUGCAAAUGCCGAAAUCCUCGCCGCAAGAAUGGCAGAUCUGCUAGCAGACAAAAAAGUUAGAGUCACUUGUCCAAAAAGAACGAGAGAAAUUUUAAUAACAGGCCUCGAUAUCUCCACUAAGGAACACGAGGUCAUAGAAGCAAUUAAGAAGGAAACGGAUGAAAAUCAAUCUAUUACCGUAGGACAAAUCAAAACGAAUACGCGAGGAAUUGGCUCGAUAUGGGCAAAAUGUAAGGAAGAAACGGCAUAUCAACUCUUAAAAAAAGGCAGAAUUACGAUUGGAUGGACGGAUGCGAAAGUGCUGGAGAUAGAAAAAAGACCGCUUCAGUGCUUCAAGUGCUGGCAGUACGGCCAUGUAAGAAACAAAUGCACUAGCAGUGAAGACCGUCGAGACUGGUGCUACAAGUGUGGCUAUGAGAAUCAUCCUGCCAGACUAUGUACCGCGGACAAGGCAAUCUGCAGACUGUGUCAAGACUUGGGCCUGGAUUUCCAGCACAGAAUGGGAUCAAGUACUUGCACAGUAAUGUUGAAGGCGAAGACAAGCCAAUCGAACGGUCCGAAAUUACCUGAAAAACGAAAAGGUGCUAAAGAAAAAGUUACUGAAAUACUUACCUCUAACCAUCAAGUUAUGCCGAACACUAGGAACGAUUGCUCGGAUAUAGAUGCAACUACCAGGGAGGAGGAACCUGAAAGAGAGAAGAUAAUUAAUUAA